Molecule: messenger RNA, 2660 nt
Organism: Carassius gibelio (silver crucian carp)
Lineage: Eukaryota; Metazoa; Chordata; Actinopteri; Cypriniformes; Cyprinidae
Product: DNA mismatch repair protein Mlh1-like
Biological process (GO): mismatch repair
Cellular component (GO): MutLalpha complex
Molecular function (GO): ATP-dependent DNA damage sensor activity; ATP hydrolysis activity; mismatched DNA binding
Source: RefSeq, a predicted model, not a curated record
AUGAGACUCGACGAGACUGUCGUGAACCGCAUCGCGGCCGGAGAGAUCAUCCAGCGGCCCGCCAAUGCCAUCAAAGAGAUGAUGGAGAACUGUUUGGAUGCAAAGGCCACAAAUAUCCAGAUAACAUUGAAAGAAGGCGGACUGAAGCUCAUCCUCAUUCAGGACAACGGCACUGGAAUUAGGAAAGAUGAUAUGGGAAUAGUUUGUGAGCGUUUUACGACCAGCAAGCUUCAGUCUUUUGAGGACUUGUCAUCAAUCGCAACAUACGGAUUCAGAGGAGAGGCUCUCGCCAGUAUAAGUCAUGUAGCUCAUGUCACAAUCACCACAAAAACAGCUGAUGCAAAAUGUGCCUACAGGGCCAGUUACUGUGACGGGAAGCUGAAAGCUCCACCCAAACCCUGUGCUGGAAACCAGGGAACGUUGAUUUCUGUAGAGGAUCUGUUCUAUAAUGUGUCUACUCGACGGAAAGCCCUGAAGAGCCCCAGUGAGGAAUAUUCUAGAAUCAUUGAGGUUGUGAGCAGAUACGCCAUUCACAACUCCGGGAAAAGCUUUUCCGUCAAGAAGCAAGGGGAGAUGGUUGCAGAUGUGAAGACUCUUCAGAACGCCUCGGUGCUGGACAACAUUCGUGUGGUGUUUGGGGUAGCUGUUAGCAGGGAGCUGAUUGAAGUCGAGUGUGAGGAGCAGAAACUCGCUUUUAAAAUGAAGGGCUACAUCUCCAAUGCAAACUACUCUGUCAAGAAAUGCAUCCUUAUUCUUUUUAUCAACCAUCGGUUGGUGGAGUCUAGCGCCUUGAAGAAAGCUAUUGAAACGGUCUACACUGCUUAUCUUCCCAAAAACACUCAUCCUUAUCUUUAUCUUAGUUUAGAGAUUGCUCCUCAAAACAUUGAUGUGAACGUCCACCUCACCAAGCACGAGGUGCACUUCCUGCACGAGGACAGCAUCAUCGAGAGCAUUCAGAAACACAUCGAGAGUAAGCUGCUCGUCAACUCCUCACACACGUACUUCACACAGACUCUGCUUCCAGGACUUUCGGUGUCCAACAGCGAGACAAAAGCCUGUAGUGCCUCAGCAGAUUCCCAGGAACGCAUAUACGCCCAUCAGAUGGUCCGCACUGACAGCAAACCCCAGUCAUUAACCUCUCUACUUCCAUUGCUUUCUUUCCAAGCUGAAGAUCAAGCUGUUGUUUUCUUCUAUCUGUCUUUCAGGAAAAAGCCUCAUGUUGAGGAGGUGAAGGAGGAUGUGACGGCCGCCUGUCUACCCAGGAGACGCAUCAUUAAACUGACCAGCAUAAAGGAGAUCCGGCAAGAUAUUGAACAGCAGACUCACAAAGGUUUACAGGAUCUGCUCCAGAAUCACUCAUUUGUAGGUUCAGUCGAUUCUCAGUGGACUCGUGGUAAUUUCGGGGUCCUACGAUUAUCGAAUCCAGCUCCGCUCCAUGAUUUGGCCAUGUUGGCUCUGGAUUCAGAGGAGAGUGGAUGGACAGAGGAGGACGGUCCAAAAGAAGGACUGGCUCAGUAUAUUGUGGAUUUCCUGAAGCAGAAAGCAGAAAUGCUGGAAGAGUACUUUUCUCUGGAAAUAGAUGGAGAGGGGAACCUGACUGGUCUGCCGAUGCUGCUAGAUAAUUACUCUCCUGCCAUGGAGGGACUUCCCAUGUUCAUUCUGCGUUGAGCUACUGAGGUGAACUGGGAUCGAGAGAAGGAGUGUUUUCAUGACUUCAGCAUAGAAUGCAGUCACUUCUAUUCCAUAAGGAAACAAUACACACUAGAGCCGGAUGAAGAAGAAACACAGGAUGCAGAGAUGAGCUGGCAGUGGAAGGUGGAGCAUGUGCUUUUCAAAGCGCUCCGCUCUCUUUUCAGUCCUCCAAAACACUUCAGUGAAGACGGCAGCGUUCUGCAGAUCGCCAGCCUGCCUGAACUCUACAAAGUCUUUGAAAGAUGCUGAAUUUGAGUACUCUGUUGUUCAGUGUAAUGCUUUCAGCGCUGUACUAUCAAAAAUGGCAGGGGUUUUUUUUUUUUUGUUGGUCAGCUGACAAACUCAGUAUGACUGACAACCCGUUACAUUAUUUAAGAUUACUAGUUAACAUUAAACCAAGAAUAUAUAGAUAUCUGUAUGGCAAAUUAAUAAAAAAGACUAUUUUGAAAUAUUAAACACAACAGUUUUCAUUACCGUCAACUGGUGGAACUGUCUUACACAUUUAUGAAUUUGGCAGAUGCUUUUAUCCAAAGCUAACUGGAUCAAACAGAAAAUAAUUUCAAAAUAAUGUUUAAAGUGAAGUAUGUCAUUUUGUACCACUAACAGCACCAACCUGAAUGGCAAAAAUGAAAGGAAUAUUUUGCUCAAUAGUUCUGCAUAGUUCAAACAUCUUGGAUGGCCUGAGGACGAGUACAUUUUCAGCAAAUUGUACUUUUUAGGUGAACUAUUCCUUGAACAUAAACAGGCAAAGUGAUAAUGUCAUGUGUAAAUACAACAUACUACUGUUUGACAUUGCAUAAUGUUCUUUUAUUUCCAUUAAUUUUAUUUUGCACUAAAGGCUGCUUUUACAUGCAUACGGCCAUUGGUUGAGCCAGUGCUGUUAUGUUGGGCUAUUGCAGAUUGCAAUUCUAUGGUGCAGAAAUUAUACUUCACCUUAAAGUCCAAAAAUAAUUACUGAGAGGUUGGUU